GGCGACCAUGGUGCAGACCACCGGGGGCAUCACCAGCCCCCACCUCAAGGAAGGCGCCGUCAUUGACGUGCAGGCCAUUCCCCAUGGCGCCCGGCCGGCGCUGUUGAUCCUGCACAACGACGGCGAACAGGACAUUGUGGGCAUCAUUGCCGAUGUGCUUGGGCAGAAGUGGGAGGCGGCGCCGUCGGUCGAGGCAGCGCUGGCCGGCCCCCAGGAGACGGUCUAUGGCUUGAGCAACCGGCUGGCCAAGCCGCAACUCGACAACUGGGAUCGCUCCAGGCUGCUGAUCAACACGCACCGCGUCGACGGAGACCACGAGCUGGACGAGGCCAUCACCGACCUAUGCGACUAUGAAUAUCUGUACACGCGAUCGCCGUUUUUCCGCCGCGACGUCUCGCGCUACCUCUCCUUCAUCCUGGGCCAGAUUGGCCCGCACCGCGACCUCACCAAGAAGGCGCGCACGACGCUCAUCUCGACGACGUUCCCCGACGUGCAUGCUGCGCUGCCCAACCUGGACAUCCUGUCGGUCGGCGCCGACGCAAUCGAGAUCCGAGUCGACCUGCUGGAAGAGCCGCUGCCGGACGGCACCAUUAGCAAGAUUCCCAGCCUCAAGUAUGUCGGCGAGCAGGUCAUGGUGCUGCGGCAGCGCACCGAGCUGCCCAUCAUCUUUACGACGAGGUGCAUAAAGGAGAACGGGCGGUUCCCCAUGGACGACCCGACGCUCUUCUACCGGUACCUUGCGCGGGCGAUACAAUGGGGCUGCGAGUACAUUGAUGUGGAACUGUGGCUGCCCGAGGAGAUUAGGCGGAAGUUGUCAGAGAACAAGGCAUGCACCAAGAUCAUCUCGGCGUUCCACGACUUUUCGGGCACGUUCAAGUGGACCGCACCUGAAACGCAGCGGCUGUUCGAGAUGGGCGCCGUGUACGGCGACAUUGUCAAGAUGUAUGCGCUGGUCAACUCGAUGCAAGAGAACUAUGAGCUGGAGUACUUCCGGUCGACAAUCCAAGCCAAGUAUCCGCACCCGCCCUUUUCGGGGCUCAACAUGGGGCCCAUGGGCCAGCUGUCGCGAACGCUGAACAAGAUCUUUACGCCCAUUACGCACCCGCUGCUGCCCAUGAUUGCGGCGCCGGGGCAGCUGAGCGCGGCCGAAAUCAACGCGGCGCUGCACACCAUGGGCCAGGUGCCCAAGCGCGACAUCUAUGGCAUUGGCAGCUACCGGUCGACGGCGCAGGCCAUGUUUUUCGAAAAGUGCUUCAACGAGCUGAGUCUGCCGCAUUCGUUCAUGUUUGCGGAGCGGGCGCCCAAGGCGUCGAUUGAGCACAUUCUGCGCCGGCCCAACUUUGGGGGCGCCUACAUCAACCCGCCGCUGGCAGCAUCGGCGCCGUACCUGCCAAGCCUGUCGAAUGCUGCGCGGGCGAUUGGGCAGGUAGACACGGUGCUGGUGCCGCCGGGAGCGAGCAACGAGUCGUUUAUCGGAGACAACACUAGGUGGAAGGGGAUACGCGCGACACUGACGCGCGACUUUGUGCCGUCGGCAUACAGUGGACAAGCGGCCCUGUUGCUGGCCAACAGCGAGGCGGAUGCGUCGGCAUCCAUAUUUGCGCUGAAGAACUUGGGCAUCGGGCCUAUAUAUACGAUUGGGUUCCGGUCCCACGGACCGCUAUCUACGGAUGUGUCGCCAGUGCGGUCCAUUGACGACGUCAAGCGGCUGCAGGAGCCGUUUGUGAUUAUCUCGGCGCUGCCAGCAGAAAAGUCGCUGCUGGUGGUGCCUCUGCUCAAGCACUACCGGGUGGCAGGGCGCAACGGCAGCACCACCGGACCAGGGGCGACGGGGGCAAAGGCUGCAGGCAAGGUGUUUGUCGACUUGGCCAGCGGGACGCGAAAGGUGGACCCACUGGCCAUUGCGACGUCUGUGGGCUGGACUGCGUACGGCAUCGCUGACGUGUCGGCAUGGACAACGGUCGAGACGAUUCGGAAGCUGGUCGGGCAGAAUGUGUGUUAUGACUUUGUGCGGCUGGCGCUUGGAAGGGGGUAUUUUUGAAGCUCGCAAACGACGGGCGGGGAUUAUGUAGAUAGCAUGUAUGGUAUUACUUUUUGGUAAUAAGAGUCCAAGA
Molecule: messenger RNA, 2114 nt
Organism: Exserohilum turcica Et28A
Lineage: Eukaryota; Fungi; Ascomycota; Dothideomycetes; Pleosporales; Pleosporaceae
Exons: 1
Coding region: 8-2041 (677 amino acids)
Molecular function (GO): 3-dehydroquinate dehydratase activity
Source: RefSeq, a predicted model, not a curated record